Coccinella septempunctata (seven-spotted ladybird) is the source of this 2358-nucleotide messenger RNA. RefSeq lists its product as uncharacterized. The transcript is spliced from 10 exons. The record is from RefSeq and is a predicted model, not a curated record. NCBI's taxonomy places the organism in Eukaryota, Metazoa, Arthropoda, Insecta, Coleoptera, Coccinellidae. Bases 186 to 2297 code for a protein of 703 amino acids.
AUGCAUACAUACAGGUGGGUACCUACUCCUGUUUGGUAGACAGUAGACAGUAGAAUCUUGCGGUGUCGCAUUUUUUUCUUAGCGCGUAAAAGCGAAUAUUAUGGUUCAGUUUAUUGCCUCGCUUCUAUCGUAAAUACGGACAGCAAACAAAUUGUUGCGACUUGAUUUUUCGAUAAUGUUGGAUUAUGAUGAGAGUGAUACAGAUUUCGUUUUGCGUAGUUGUUUUUGCCGUGUUCGCUUUUGGUGACAAGACGACCAACUGCGAUAAAGGCGAUAUUCACUUCGAAAAAGUCUUAGGGUACAAACCCUCCGAUGAAAAUAAACCCUUACUUCUGCACAGAAACGACAGCCAUCCAGUAACCGUAGAUUGUAUUCAAAAGUGCCAAAGUAACCAGGAUUGUAGGAGUUUCAUUUUAGAUUAUAAAACGUCGACUUGCUAUUGGUAUCGGCAUUCCGUUGACGAAAACGGUAUUGUUCCAGAUAAUAACAUUGCUUGGUUCGUCAAAAUAUGCCUAAGAGGUAAUCCAUGCCCGGAGAAGCUCUGGAAGUUUGAAAGAAUACCUGGUGCCAUCCUUAUAGGCAACGAUACAAAAACACUGCCGGAAAAAGUGACUAGAAAUGAGUGCGAACAAAACUGCCUUUCCUCUAAGAGUUUCGAGUGUAGAUCGACAAAGUUCAGGGUGAAAAAUGCGAAUUAUAAUGAGAACUUUUCGGCUAUGGGUACUUGCACAUUGAGUGAUAGUGACAGACGCUUGUCGCCAAGCGGUUUCAGGGUAGGUAGAGACGUGGAGGAAUACUUUGAGAACCAGUGCUCCAGUGAUUACAACGGUUCCAAAAACACCUUCUGCGCAUACGAAGAAUACGGUGAUGUGCUGCUUCAGCACGUCGAUCUGAUCUACGAGAAAAAGUCCAAGAGCGAAUGUGAAGAGAUAUGCGACAAACUUACAAUUUUCCAUUGUCGUGGUUUCAGUUUGAAACCAGCUCAAACUGGUUUCACUUGUCUGAUCCAUAGUGAAGAUAGUAAAAUUAACGGACCCAGAUUGUUGGAAGAGUCCAGGAAAGGUUUCUAUUACGAGAAAGCCAAAUGUUUGAAUGUUACAGUUACAUGUACAGAAGACUCGAUAACAAUAGAUUACAGGCCCGAAACUAAUUUCUCAGGACGUAUUUACAUGCAAGGGUAUUCAGAUCACCCAGAAUGUUUCACCAAGGGCAAAGGUUUUAAAACUCUUAGUUUAAGACUACCUCUGCCUACUAGUCAGUGUGGCAUCACAGAAGCUGCCACCCCUGAUAACAGGAGGUUACUAAGUGGAUCUUUGAUCAUUCAGUACAAUAGUUUUGUCCAAAUGCAGGGAGAUAGACUGAUAAAAGUUGGUUGUAUUUUUGCCAAUGAUUCAAAACUAGUCGUUGGGACUGGUGUUACGGUAGCUCCGAUACACUCGGAUAACGGCAGUUCCCUCAUAAAUUCUACUAAUUCUCCAUCUGAUGGCGGAACCCCUUCUGGACCUUCAGUCCAAAUGAAAUUGGUUGAUCACUAUAGCAAACAAGAAGUUUCUGAUAUUCAGAUAGGACAAGACGUUGACCUCAUCAUUGAAGCUUCCACAAAAGGCAACUUCGAUAUAUGGGUAAGCCAUUUGGUCGCCAUGACCGAAAAUGGUGGCGAAUCUAUUAUGUUACUGGAUGAUUCAGGAUGCCCAGUGGACAAUAACGUAUUUCCUCCUAUGGUUAAAUCAAGAAUGAACAACGUGACAACAUUAACUGGAACAUUUCAGGCGUUCAAGUUCUCGUCAUCCCCUGCUGUUAGAUUCAGCGUAAUCGUACAGUUUUGUCCAGAAAAGUGUCCUGAAGUUGAUUGUCGAAAUCAUAGCCGACACAAGAGAGGUCAGUAUAAAACGCUGAAUGGAACCAUACAGAGUAUAAACAGGACCGAAUUCGAAUUGAUAAAUUCACAGUUCUACAAGAGGCCAUUGGAAAUCAUGGUGGUUGUUAGGAAUAAUAAUCUUUCACCUGACAGACUCGCAUUCGGAAGUAAUAAAGUCUUAGUUGCAGGAUACAAUUAUGAAACCAAUGAAGUAUGUGUAGAUUAUUCCUUGCUCCUUGGUUUGGUCAUCUCGUGGGUUCUAAUACAAAUCAUCUUCGCUAUAGCUUGUAUCAUAAUGGUGAGAAAGUACAAAAAGUAUUACCAGGAAGAAUAUCUGAGACAAGCCUACGAUGAAUAUAAUAAAAACUUCGACAUAGGGGACAGCAAUUUAGAUUCACGAAGAGUGCGAUGGGCAGACAGUGGGGAUGAAGUGCAGUAAUAUUUUUUUCCUAAUUUAUUCAAGAACGCUAUAUACAAUGAAUUAAACAAUUAAAAAACAA